This is a messenger RNA of Lodderomyces pseudojiufengensis, 873 nucleotides long. RefSeq lists its product as uncharacterized. The record is from RefSeq and is a predicted model, not a curated record. Bases 1 to 873 code for a protein of 290 amino acids. Lineage: Eukaryota; Fungi; Ascomycota; Pichiomycetes; Serinales; Debaryomycetaceae. The transcript has a single exon.
AUGAUAAUCAAAUUUCAAUUGCUUAUAUUUGCUUCAUUAAUUUUACCUAUUUUUGCAAAGUUUUCAAUUCAAAAUAGAGAUACAUAUUGCGAUGCGCAAUCUUGUGAUGAUUCAGAUGAUCUUUCACAAGAUUGUCUUGGACCUUAUUAUGAUUAUUGCAUUUGUGGAUUAGGUAUAGACUUUUGGACAGCAUUUUUGAAAUGUGCUCAAGAUUGUGACGUUCAGUAUAUCCUGUUGUAUUCACCUGAAACAUUGAAGCAAGACUAUUGUGUGAAUAUACAAUAUUCAGUAUAUUUAUCAGCAUCUGAAUCAGAAGCAUCAUUAUUAAGUGCAGAUAGUGAAUAUCCCGAUUCAUUUGAAACAGCAGAUGCUACUGAAGGUGUUUCAUCAGAUUUUGAAACUGUAUUUUCUACAAUUUCUCAAUUAUCAAAAUCACAAGCUAAAAGUUCAGUCAGAAGUAAUGGUGGUAUUGCUGGUCCAACAACUUUAGCUAAUUCACCUAGAUCAACUACAUCUUUAGCUAAUUCAUCUAGAUCAACAACAACUUUAGCUAAUUCACCUCGAUCAACUACAUCUUUAGCUACUUCACCUAGAUCAACUACAACUUCAGCUAAUUCAUCCAGAUCAACACCAAGUCAGGGAAAUUCACCGAAUCAAGGAAGUUCACCAAGUCAAGGUAAUUCACCAAAUCAAGGAAGUUCACCAAGUCAAGGUAAUUCACCAAAUCAAGGAGGUUCAUUUAUUCAAUCUUCACCAAGUCAAGGAAGUUCAUCACCAAGUAGUAGAGGUAGUAAUGAUGGAAGCGGAGCUGUCAAUGAUGGUGUUGUUGUUAAAGCCGGUAUAUGGUCUAUAUUAUUUCUAUUGUUUUUGUGA